Pelagomonas calceolata is the source of this 1159-nucleotide messenger RNA. The record is from the annotation of a GenBank genome assembly. NCBI's taxonomy places the organism in Eukaryota, Pelagophyceae, Pelagomonadales, Pelagomonadaceae.
GAGGCAAUUGCGGAAGGAGAGGCACGCGGAGCAAGCAUUCGUGCAAGCUGCGCACGAUUCAGGACCUGUGAUAGCGCAUCUCUCCGACGCCGACGAGUUGCGACGGCCGCUGCGCCUGCCCGGUCAAAUACAACCCUCAUACGCCUGCAAUGGUGCUCGAAUAAGCCGGGCGCCGUGGAGUUGUUAAGAGAGGGCCGCGGAGCUGAGUCGAGACGCCUAAGAGCGUCCAUCGGUUCAAGAUGGCCACGACGCAAGUCAUCGACCUGCUCCUGCAAGACGGCUCGGACUACGAGUCGACCGUCGGCAUAGUAGGUCUACUCUACGCCACUGUAGCAGCCCACGCCGGCGCCGCGUAUAGACGAACACCAAAACAAAAAACACGAGCACGAAGACUGACGGGGUCGCUCGGCGCCGCGUCCACGAUACGUGCUUUAGGAUUUGCGGCCUUUGCCAUCCUCACGCACGCCCCGGGCACGCGCAGCCGCCUCUUCGCGAAAGGCGUAGUCGUGCUCCUCUGCGUGCCCGACUUUAUCGUGGUGUCGUCCUACGCGCUGCUCAUCGUCGUGUGGUUCGAAUGCUUCCUGGACGCGAGGAGGCACUGGCUCGACCGGAACCAGUACAGAUGGCAUUUUAGGAUUGCGUACUUCGGGCUGAACGUGGUCUUGGUGGGCGCGAUGGUCUUGCUGUAUGCGCUCAUCUUCUUCAGUGGAAUAGACGGCGUGCGCUACACGUACGUGGCGCUCGCCGCCGUAUCCAUCGCGGCACCCGUGGCGCACUGCGCUUUAUAUGUGACGCUCUCGUUGCAGUUCGCGCCGUUCCCGUUGCGGGGCGGCGACGACGAGCAUCGGGCUCAUAGAAGUAGAGUGGUCGUGGCGUGGGCUUGUGGGCGGGCGCUCUGGGGGCUGGUGGUGGUGACGGCCUGCUCCCAGAUAGGCACGGCGACGGCGUUGAGAAGGGACCCGCAGCUCGGCGGCGUCGCGCUGGCGGCGCUGUUCCUGUUCACGGAGGUGUGCCCCUUCGCAUUGACGCUCGACAGCGGCUUCCUCGGGCUCGUCGACGGAGACGCCGUGACGACGGCGCCUCCUUCCCUAUAUGGGACGGCGCCCGCGGCUCCGCGGGUGGAAAGUUCGGGCCAGUUUGUGUAAGAAAUUUUACCUGU